AUGCAAUUGACGGAGUUUGUCGGCAAGGCCGCUGCACUGAAGCGUAGACAUCGAGGACGCGGCCAGUACGAGUUUGCGCGGCGUGAGGCAGAGAAGUUUCUUCAGGAGGAAGUUCCGCGAACUGGGACAAACGUGUGGAUGGAGAAGGGAACGAAUGCUCUGGCGUUGUCGCAGCUACUGAGUUUCUUUGAAAUUGAACCGGAACCCUCUUUGCUUGCACUCAUUACAAACAAGCUUUUGCGUUUGUUAGAUGAUCCCAACAUCGACAGCCACACACGGCUCCAGGUAGCCAUUGCAUUGUCUUCGCGAAGUGAACUAUACAUGGAACGCAUAUUUGCCACAGUGGAUGAUGUUUUGAAACAGGCAACGCGAGAUGUUGCCUACAACGACAACUGUGGUAAUUUUGGUGACAUCACACAUAAAUGGAACGUUAUUGAACUUUCAGCGAAGGUGUUGCAGCGUAAUGGCAAGCACGCGCCCAGUGUAUUGAAUGAAUCCCUGACACAAAUGGUAAUAGCGCAACUAGAGCGUACACCAACGAAUGAGCUACCGAUACUUCAAAGCUCUCUUUUACGCGUGUAUAGUUGGAUGGUGCGCACUGGCAAGGUGGCUGAGGCAAAUCACCUCCUUGUUGCCCUUGUGGAGCAUACCGGUGAGUUUCAUAGCUAUGACUUUGCCACGCUCAUGUCUUCUUGCCUUCGCCACCAUCAAUUGUCGCCUCUGCCACUUCCAUUGCUUCAUCGCAUGGCACGUGUGGGAUUAAUGUACUCAACACUUGCCAAUGGACGCGAUGUGGCGGCUAUUCUUGCAUCCAUUGCACGAAUGCUUGGGUCCUUGGAGGCGGGAAAAAACGGCGUGACACAGCGUGAUGUGGGUGAACUCGGUGGGCGAAUGAGUAUGCUACUAGAAGAGUAUGAACCUCGUGUCCUCAGGUUCUUAGACAGCAAUGACGAUCUUUACUGGAAACACUGCGAUGAUAUAACUUCCAUUGCGUUUGCCUAUGAGAUGGGUGGGCGACUGCGCUACAGGCAUGUGUUUCUCGCCUACCAAAGCUACGUCGCGCAGAAUGUGACCUGCUUUGAGCCUCAGCAGCUUGCCAUUGCAUCUGGCAUACUCCGUCGCUCACAUCUCUUGUCGCGGGAGUUGGCAAUGAAACUCGGCGAACGCAUUGAGACGGUGUUGGGGGAGUUUUCACUGUCGGAGAUUAGCCACAUCUGUUCCACCUUUGCGCCCAUUUCACCUUCAUGGAUGCCCGAGGCAAAGGCGGUGGCAACUCGCCUUCUCGUACCAAACUGCAGCAGCUACACGAAACUCACACUGAGUAUGGCGUUUCCUGAUGAUGAGGCGCUUCAGUCGCAGAUAAACUACAAGGAGAUCUCCGGUCGACAGCUAGUGGACGCCAUGACACUUGCAAAAGGUAUCAAGUUUGAGGGUAUUAUCGUUGCUGAACUUACAGCACGCCUGAAUGCGGCGCAGGAGCGAUUUUCUCCGGACGAUCUUCGCAUGGUGCAGGCAUCUGGACGGCAAGAAUUACUGGCAGCCUGUAUGAUGUACCUCUCAAGCCGCUUUGCCGAGGCUGAGUGGACGGCAGAUACUCUUUACAGUCUGCCGUUGGCAUCAGGCAUACCCCAUGCUCGGGAUCCUGUGAAGGCACUUGCAGCCGCCAAGGCGGUUUCCAUCUCACCCGAGCAGUUUGUUUCGCUUGUGGAAAUUCUUACGAGCGUCUUUGGGGAGGACUCGGACGAGGCGAUGGUCAACUUUGUCGUCACGGGAGGCGAGGAAUUGGUGAGCGAGGAAAAGGUGCAGCUGCGGACCGUGCUGCGGUACCUCGAGGCGGUGCGCCCAAUCCGCAAGUUGCACCCCAGAUCCGAGUGGCUGGCGAUCUUCAACGAGAAGAUGCUGCGCUUCAUGCGAAGCUUGGGGACGAGAGAAAUGCGAAGUCUGCUGUGGUCGCUGCAGGAGGUGUAUGGGAACGUAGCGCAGCAGCCCCUUCUGCAGCAGACACUCACGGAGAUUGUAAACCACGCCUACGGCCGCAUUACGCAGCCGGACGAGGAAGCGGCGCAAUUUACACUUCUCAUUGCGCAUAUACAAUACGGCAUGCCCAAUCCACCGCUGACGGCCUCAACACCGUUGGCUGUUUCGGUUAAAAGUAACGCGGCGACGUACCCCGCCGAGGUGCGGGAUGCAGUCAUGAACAUGUCGCUCCCGCAAGAAGCGCAGACGAAGCAGGUUGGCCGUUUCACGUUGAGGGCGGUCAGAGCGCUGGCAACGCCAAUGCCGACGCCUCCAACAGAGCCGCAGUCCCAUGACGUGAACGCGGCGUUGGAUGCGGACCCAUUUGCGACCCCAUUACGAGCAACCGCCAGCGACGCAACAACAACGGGAACAGCAACACUGUCACCGCCACAACAACAACAACAACAGUCCCAGCCAUUAUCGCAGUGCAACGUGGGAGCGAUGCCGGCAUUUGGCGCCAAGGACGUCUCUUCCGCGCAGAUGACAAAACCCACCGGGUCACAACCAGCGGCUACCACAGAAGCUUACGAGAAUGCUACCAGGACCCAUACAAAUGGAAUACAGGAACAGACAAAUGAUUCGGCGUCUGCGCCUCCAUCUGCCACGCACAGUGGAAAUACGACUUCCGCGCCAUCAGGCAUGAGAAGAUGGAAUCUCUUUGGCAAUGCACCGGAUACUAGCAUGAAGCCACGAGAGCCUGUCAUGUCUGCACCUCCAGUAGCGUCGCAGCCGCCGCCACCAGAAGAAUCACGAGCGGCAGAUUCUCACACGGGGUCAUCGUACAUGAAGUUGUUUGACCCAAGCCGGUUGUCGAACGCGUGGCAUGACAUGUCGCAGCAGGAACCGCAUGGAGGUGACAUGAUCAACCAAGGCAACAGCAACACCAUUGACGAACAACUGCGACCGCGUCGAACAGGUCUUCCUCGGGUCGACAAACAUGGCUCUUCCACAGGCAUUCAUACUCCACCGGCUGCCAAAUCUUCCUUUGGAUACGAUUCACCUCAGUUCAGCUACGAUGGGUGGAAUACGUCACCAAACGCCGCCAGAACAAAUGCACCGCCAACAUCGGGGUGGGCAUCUCCGUGGAGUGUGCCUAGGCCUUCCAUGGCAUCUGCACAAGGGAACCACAUGGGAGGACAAAAUGCCACUUGGUUAUCGCCGCAGAUGCAGCCUCCCGCAAGGGCUUUUGGUGGCAAUGGAAAUUCCUUUGGCGUCAAUACCCAACAUCAGCAACCAAUGCAACAACAACAACAACAACAACAGCAACAGCAGCAGCAAACACAACAAAAAAUGCCCCAGCCACCCCCAAUGAACACAUCCAUGAUGCAACAGCAUUCACAGCAACAUCAGCAGCAACACGAACAAGAACCUCAGCAGCAGCAGCAGCAGCAGCCACAACAGCACCAGCAGCAGCAGGGGGCGCCCUCAGCGUACAGAAUGGCACCACGGGGUGGGGUGGCGUCUCCAGGAAAUCAUUUGUUUAUUGAUCCUGCAUCUAGCUCACGGCCCCGACCCGUCAUUACGAAAAAGAAUCCUUCGUCAAAGGCGCAACAGUCUGUUCCUUCGUCUUCGUUGGAUGAAGAUAUCAAUCAGAUGUACGCAAAAAACGCGGAAGGUCCUAAUGAAGGUGUAUCAAAUUUUAUGAAGAAAGCGGGACUUACAAAAAUCACGGGAUAUAAUAUGGGUUCGACGGAUGGGGAAACAACUCGUGGAGACCAGAAGGGUUUCUGGGCAGAUUUGAUUAAUCAAUCGGUAAGGCGAACAAAGGGCGAAAGUCGACGAACCAACAAAAAACCGAAUAGACUCUCGGAGUGGCUAGAUGCGCCACCAACACGGGCUGUGACAGCAGCUCGAAAGGGUCGAGUGGCAACACCGUCAGCACCUGCUGCCAAAGGCAAGUCCAAGCCGAAGGAAAAACGGGGGAACGGCAAGGAGCAUACGUCUUUGGCGACAGCGCCGACAUUGUCAGCAAAGCCUACAACUGCCGCGCGAGGGAAGGGAGCAGCGAACGCAAAGGCAUCUUUGCCAAAGGCCGCUAGGGGAACGUCGGCAAAGGCGCCGGCAGCAAAGGUAGCCUCAAAAGUUGCAGCGAAAUCGACAUCAAAGGCCGCGGUAGCGAAGCCGAAGAAGCAGCCCGAGAAUAAUAAUCAUAACAAUAUUAAUAUUAAUAAUAAUAAGAAGGUAGUGAAGAAAAAGAAUGAAAAGAAGCCUGUAAUGAAAAAGGCAGCUCCUUUACCGUCCUCUGUUGCCGCCAAUGCGAAGAAUAAAACCCCAAAGAAGACGAAGAGCAGUAGCAACCGAAAGAAAUAG
Trypanosoma cruzi is the source of this 4329-nucleotide messenger RNA. RefSeq lists its product as uncharacterized. Bases 1 to 4329 code for a protein of 1442 amino acids. The record is from RefSeq and is a predicted model, not a curated record. Lineage: Eukaryota; Euglenozoa; Kinetoplastea; Trypanosomatida; Trypanosomatidae. The transcript has a single exon.